CAUCUAAAAGUUAAUCAAAAUCGGUGAUGUAGUAAUAUCACCCCCGCCUGGUCCUCUCAUGGACACACAUAGCCUCCAGAUUCCACCGAUUGCUUACUAUUCUCAACGGCAAUAACUUAUUUUAUUUGGAAGCUUUCUGCGGCAAAUCUACGCAGCCAUCAUGGAACACAGUUCGGUAAACAGUGCUUAAGCCAAGGCAUGUUUAUUCGCUUUAACUUCCACUUUCGUUUUCCCGGAAUUGUGUGAAGCGCUUAGUCACCGUUGACAGUCAACAGUGGAAAACUCACAUUGAUGGGCUAGUUCUCGGCUUUCAUUCUUCAACUGUGUAAGGUCUCGCUUAAUUGAGUGUCUAUCAUGGGAUCAUCUCUUCCAAAACCAGAAUUUCAAUCUCACAUAUGUGACAAGAAGGUGAAAAGAGAAGAGGACAUUGUUUUCCGAUGUGAGGCAAAUACAGACCAAUUGGAAGUCAUCUGGGAGAAGAAUGGGCAAAGGCUAUAUGAUGGUGACCGUGUCAGCAUUAGUAAGAGCGGAAAAGACUUGAGUCUCACGAUAAGCAAAGCCAAGGAAGAGGAUGAAGGGAAAUACACUAUAACCCUGAGAAAUGAUAAAGGCACCGCCUCAGAGUCCGCUUCAGUCUCUCUACCUCAAUUUGACAGAGAUUGGAGGACUAUUAAUUGGGGAAAGAGUGUCUCAGUAAAGAAAAGUCUGCAAGAGUAUAAACUCAGUGGCCAAGGACCCAAACAUCUGCGUUUCCUGCUGCAUGGGCCUGUGGGGGCAGGGAAGUCCAGCAUCAUCAACUCCAUCAACAGCAUCUUCCAGGACCAAGUCAAAGUGGGGGCACUGGCAGCCGCCACUUCAAGUGAUUUGAGCUUCACUAAAGUUUACAAAACCUGGCAAAUCAAAGACAAGCAGAUGGGGCUUCUGCCGUUUGUCUUCAGUGACAUCAUGGGACUUGAGAAAUUAGAUGGAGGGAUACACACUGAUGACAUCAUCAGUAUAUUAGAGGGACACAUUCAAGAGAAUUACAAGUUUAAUUCAACAUCCCCGCUGUCCAAAGAAGACACAAGCUACAACAGUAGCCCUACUCUGGAUGAUAAGGUUCACUGUCUGGUCAGUGUUCUCUCAGCAAACACCAUCCAUCUGAGAGAAGAAAAUGAUGAUUUAAUGAAGAAGAUGAGAGAUGUCAGAGAGCAUGCCAGUGGCUUAGGCAUCCCACAAGUGGUCUUCAUGACACAUGUGGACUUGGUAUGUCCGCUUGUGAAGGACAACUUAAAUAACACCUACUCCAGCAAGUCCAUCAAGAACAAAAUGGAAGUGUGCAGUAACACGUUGGGUGUCCCCAUGAACUGCAUCUUCCCAGUGAAGAACUACCAUGAGGAGAUACAUCUGAAUGAUAAUGUGAAUUGUUUAAUUCUGAAUGCUCUUAAGCAAGCAGUUGCUUUUGCAGAUGACUAUGUGAGCAACUAACUUGUAAUAGUAAAAGUGAUUUUGUGGUGUAUCAUGAUUCAAAAUAUUACAUAUGAGUAAUUAAAAUGUCACACUAAUUUUG
Alosa alosa (allis shad) is the source of this 1549-nucleotide messenger RNA. Its product is annotated as interferon-induced protein 44-like. The record is from RefSeq and is a predicted model, not a curated record. Bases 355 to 1467 code for a protein of 370 amino acids. Lineage: Eukaryota; Metazoa; Chordata; Actinopteri; Clupeiformes; Clupeidae. The transcript has 9 exons.